This is a messenger RNA of Aspergillus niger, 1281 nucleotides long. RefSeq lists its product as uncharacterized. Lineage: Eukaryota; Fungi; Ascomycota; Eurotiomycetes; Eurotiales; Aspergillaceae. Bases 1 to 1281 code for a protein of 426 amino acids. The transcript is spliced from 3 exons. The record is from RefSeq and is a predicted model, not a curated record.
AUGUCUCAUUUUCCAAAUGACUCGCACAUUGUUCAGAUCAGGAAACAGAUCGCUAGGGAGCGUAGCCGCAUUAGGGCUUACAGGUCACCUCCAUCGAGACAACCAGCAGUGAGAAAGUCACCUGGCGAGCCAGCAAAGAGAUCAGAACAACAGUUACGACAGACAGCAGAGCGGUAUUCAGAAGAUACAGACGUUACACCGCUGAGAUAUUACGAAGACAUUGAAGUAAAGAAUACGAGACCCGCACCGAUUGGAAGAUACGCAACGAAUACGACACCGAGCGAGACAUCACUGCAAAAGACACCGCUAAAAUUUGAACGGGACGAUACCGAUACCGAUACCACCGUACCGGGAUAUUACCCUAGUACCAAACCCGUUACCGACAUGUCUAAAGCACCAUUGUUUUUCGGAAAACCAGGACAAUUUGAAACGAUCAAGACCUGGUGUGACAUUACGUUCCUUACAAACGACGAACUCGCUCAGAGCAACCAGAAGAAAGCCGCAUUUUUUGCAUCCCUGUUCCGCGGCCCCGUCCUUACCUGGUUUGCGAGACAGAAAGACAAGACGAGCCUGUUACAAGAUUACGAUACACUUGUGGAACGAGUCAAAGAAGCUUGGGACAAAUCCGAUAGAGUUAAAGAAGCCGACGCCGCCCGACGCCUUACCACAUCCGUCGGGGAUCCGGACACCGAGGUUCCGGCCAACGAAAAUUCAACGGAAAAUGCAACUCCUGCGGACAGUUUGGGCACAAGGCCCGCGAUUGCCGAAAGAAUAAGAGAGACGACCAUUGGUAGUGAUAGACCUGAAUGGAUCACGCGGCAGAUUACGACAUUCCUGCAAGCUACGGCCGAGCAGAGACGAGAAUGGAUGGACUUUCCUGAUUUUGAUAUGUAUGAGGCAUUUAUGACGUCACGAGAAAUUGAGUGUUUCUAUUGGUGCAACCGACACGGGAUGUUUACACUGUGGAUCGACUCAGCCCCCUAUGCCACGUCAACAUGCGACCCGGACAACCAAUCAUUGCACGACAACUGUUGGGACAACAUGCACGAACCUACUUGGCACGACAUAAAUCUUGCUGUCGAUGGUCUGAUGUAUCCUCUCUUCAGGUUCUUCUCAAUUGCCCUAACGCUCGCUGUGAAGUCGAGUCUUCCAGUAGUCUCUAUCUCGCAGACUACGUCUGAUGAUCGGAGCCCUUUACUCAUGGCGGAGGGUCAGUGCGCGGGAACAUAUGCCGGUGGGUUUUCCGUUCUGGGUAAGCCAAGCGCUGAUUCCGAAAAGUGA